GCCUGCGCAGCCGCGGGAGGCGGGGUGCUGGUGCUGUGCGGAGCCUGGCUUGUUGUUGUUGUCACAGUCCCGGAGGCUUCUCAGUUGCCGCCGCGCCGCGUCGCCAUGUCCUGUUCUCAGGAGCCGCCGCAGAACAACAACAACAACCCCCCGGCCGAGGGGGCACCCGCCGAGCCGGGCCUCAACAGUUCCUGGGUGGAGUUACAGAUGAACGGCAAUGGCAAUAGCAAUGAUAAUGCCAGUGGGAAAAAUGGGGGCCUGGAACAUGUCCCUUCGUCAUCCUCUAUCCACAAUGGAGACAUGGAAAAAAUCCUUCUGGAUGCCCAGCACGAAUCAGGACAGAGUAGUUCAAGGGGUAGUUCGCACUGUGACAGCCCUUCCCCUCAAGAAGAUGGACAGAUAAUGUUUGAUGUGGAAAUGCACACGAGUAAGGACAAUAGUUCUCAGUCUGAAGAGGAAGCAGUAGAAGGAGAGAAAGAAGUGGAAAUUUUGAAGAAAAGUGCUGACUGGGUUUCAGACUGGUCGAGUAGGCCUGAAAACAUUCCUCCCAAGGAAUUUCACUUCAGACAUCCUAAACGUGCAGUAUCUUUAAGUAUGAGAAAGAGUGGAGCUAUGAAGAAAGGUGGCAUUUUCUCUGCGGAGUUUCUUAAGGUUUUCAUUCCAUCUCUGUUUAUAUCUCAUGUUUUGGCUUUGGGACUAGGCAUCUACAUUGGAAAACGACUGACCACACCUUCAGCCAGCACUUAUUGAGAGAAGCAGAGGGCAAAACUUGGAAAUCCACAUGACCUGUGAAGAUGUUAUUGUCACAUUAGUACAUUUGAACUUGAGACCAUUUUAAGCAUGACCCAGCCCCGCCCUUUCUUUACAUAUCCAGGUUCCAGUAACUCUUGGAAUUCAGUAUUGUAUUGGAACUCUGUUGAGGUGUUUGACUACCCACCUUCUCUCCCCCCACCCUUUUGGCCUGCAAAACACGCCAGUUGCCUAACAGACUUUACAAUUGUCUAUACAUUGCAAGGGCUUCUUUCAGUACAAAAUUCCACCAGCAAAUUAUAAUUUUAUCAGUGAUGCUGUUGCCUCCUCUAGUACAACCUGACUUAAAUCUGCAAAUGCUCAUGGAAUAAAUGUUGACUGUAUUAUAACAAUUGCCAGUCUCUUUAAAAGAAACUGAAGGUUGGUUAGAGUAAAAGUGAGUCUUUGUUUUUAGAAAACUGUUGGCUGUAAAUCAAACUAAAAAAUCAUUGGCAAUAAAGAAUAAAUAAAUUUUAAAACCAGCUUUUUGGGUAAUUUACUAACACCCUAUUUUGGCCAUGACUUUUAGUUUGCAGAAGGCAAAGACUGCACAAAACAUAAAGCAUGAUGAUAACUUAGUGAUCAGCAUAUGUUAAUACUAGAUAAUUGUCAUAAUCUUGUCUUUCCUAUGAAGUAGGCUCCUUGUUUCUGGUAGGAAAAUCUAACGCCUAGAAAAUGUUAGAGGAAUUGCGUUGUUUGCAUGUGAAGAAGCUUUUAUUUUCCUUUAGCUUUUUCCUUACUGGAAAAUUGUAAGUGUAAAGUUUUCCUUUAUAAAAGCAGUUUGAAUGCAAAUAUUUUUGGUGUAUUUAGACGAGGGGUUUCCAAACUUGGUUCGUGGCUUGUGCGGGGUAAGCCCCUGGCAGGAUGGGAGACGCUUUGUUUACCUGA
Messenger RNA from Terrapene triunguis (Three-toed box turtle), 1677 nucleotides. RefSeq names its product BCL2 interacting protein 3 like (gene BNIP3L). Bases 106 to 750 code for a protein of 214 amino acids. Gene Ontology annotation, biological process: positive regulation of apoptotic process; mitochondrial outer membrane permeabilization; defense response to virus. The transcript has 6 exons. NCBI's taxonomy places the organism in Eukaryota, Metazoa, Chordata, Testudines, Emydidae. The record is from RefSeq and is a predicted model, not a curated record. Gene Ontology annotation, cellular component: nucleus; mitochondrial outer membrane; mitochondrial envelope.